Molecule: messenger RNA, 1741 nt
Organism: Neurospora crassa OR74A
Lineage: Eukaryota; Fungi; Ascomycota; Sordariomycetes; Sordariales; Sordariaceae
Exons: 2
Coding region: 364-1650 (428 amino acids)
Source: RefSeq, a predicted model, not a curated record
UAAAAACUUGCCAACUCCUACUCAGCAGGAUAACUGCUUGCUGAAAGGACUGGGGCUUCUUCGAUAGGCCGUGGAUGCAGAUGCUGCUGCUGUAGCACUCUUCCACCUCCGUCUGGGGGAACUGAUGGACAGUUGCGUCGUCACGGGUGAGCGGCAGGUCUGCCCCUUCCCCUCUGUCAUGUUCACCGCGCGCCUAGCAUAGCACCAACACAACACAGCACCAUCACUACACCAGCACCAUGACCAUGAUGUUUAACCGUGCUUACGGCUAACAGUCCAAGGGAGGUGAGUGGGUUGAACGACGGGGACAACCUUCGUGACGAGCUAACCGACAUUCUCGUCAACAACCAUGACGACGACAUCAUGUCGGCCGUGCUUGACUCGAGCGACGACGAAUGGCACUGCAAAAUUGAUAUGUCGAAUCGGGACAGCGUGGUUGUAUGGGAGGACGCGAAUCAUGAUGUGCAACACACUUUCGACCUGUCUUUGGACCUUCACGUCGAUACUUCAGAACGGCAUGGCCUCUUCAUUUUGCAUGGCCUUGUGUACCUCAAGGCCGACACGGCCCUCAAAAGGAAUCUUCGCCUGUUCAUCUACCCCGAGAACAUCCAGUCCAUCGAACAUGAAGUUUGCAAUCAUCCAUCUAUCCCCGGCAUGGAGGAAUCUUCCAACAAAUCCAUUCGCUUACGCUUUACUAUGGCACAGUUGCCCAGCUUAGUGGUUCCAAACAAUAUGCCACUGGAACCGAAGCCAAAAUCAAAAGCUGUAUUGGACAGUUUGAAAGCCCUCGCCACCGUUCAUAGCUUUACUAUCUACUUGGAAAUGCUCCGUUUGGGUCUAGAGACUCGGCAUCAGUUGUCUUUGCUACCGUCGGUCUUCUCGUCUAUCAAUGUCAGGUCCCGGUUGAGGACAGAUGUCGUGCGGGCGGAUCUACGCAAAUUGUAUAAGGGUGUUGGCGGUCACGCUCUGGACUUAGAUGUGAUCGCAAAGCCCGGCGCGGGUCCCAGCAACGAGACAGGAAAGCAACUUGUGCAGCAAACGAUAGAAGAAGUAGCGCCGGCAUAUACCAAGGAUGACUCUCUCCAGAGUCCGGCGCAAGUGAUAACUCCGUCUGACCGCAAACGUCGGCGAACCAGUGAAUCCCUAUCUCCCUCAACCACCACCGACAAGCGCAUCCUCGCUGCCUUCGCUCAACUAGCCAAGCGCCAUGCCGAUCUGCAAAGUCGCGUUGCACACCUCGAGAAGAUGGUGGCCGACUCUCGGUGUGAUCACACUCCAUGCCGUUGCGAUACGGAGGAAAUCGAGAACAUUAUCGAACAUGUAAACGAUAAAAUCGGCAAUGACAUGGAUGAUGUGCGAUGGGAGUUGGAGGACAAAGUGUUCGGCGAGACGCGGGAGCUUGUGCUGGAGAAGACGGAAGAGCAGCAGUCGCAGUUGUGGGCCGAUAUGCGAGAGGGCUUAAUGGACGAGAUGCGCCAGGAGAUCAAGGAGGAACUGAAGGCAGAGCUCAGACAGGAGCUGGCGGCAAAGAUCAAAACGGAGCUGUUCAAGGAAAUGGCACAGGCGAUGAUGAGGGCGGCGUGCGGUAACGGUGAGAAGUCUGGGGCUGGUAUGUCACAAAGCACGCAGAGCACGGAUAGUACUCAGUGAGGCACGCCAUCGGCUGGUCCGAUACCCUCACCUAACGGCCUUAUGAAUGAACAUGAUCUCUUCCUUUUCCCUGACAUUCAGGAGGCCUCAG